Molecule: messenger RNA, 1350 nt
Organism: Cyclocybe aegerita
Lineage: Eukaryota; Fungi; Basidiomycota; Agaricomycetes; Agaricales; Hemipholiotaceae
Source: the annotation of a GenBank genome assembly
AUGGGAUUUCCGAUAACUGGACAGAGAUACAAUUUAGUAUCGUUGGCUUUCUAUCUCGGUUUCCUCGUCUGGGAAUUCCCAACUGUGUAUAUCUCGCAAAAGACCCGCGUCGCGAAAUAUCUUGGUGCAAACAUUGUUGCAUGGGGCGUUAUCCUCAUGCUGCAUGCUGUUGGAACAUCCUUCGGGGCGUUCUUCGCUCUUCGCUUCCUUCUAGGAAUGUGUGAAAGCUGUGUGGCGCCGAGCCUGAUUCUCAUUAUUUCCAUGUUUUACAAGAAGAACGAACAGGCCAGACGCAUUUCGUGGUUCUAUGUCAUGAACGGCAUCACGCAGAUCUUCGGGGGAUUUGUUGCUUAUGGCAUUUCCUUCGACAGCGGUCGACUACUCCCCCCUUACAAGAUCAUGUUCAUUCUUCUGGGAGGGCUCGCUAUCGUGGUUGGAAUUUGUGUUUUGAUAUGGCUACCAGAUUCACCAGUCUGCGCUAACUUCUUCUCAAAAGAAGAAAGAAUUGCAGCUUUAGAACGAGUACGAGAUGAUGCCGGAGGAACGGAAAACAAGCACCUCAAGAAGUAUCAAGUCGUCGAGGCAAUAACAGACAUUAGAACUUGGUUGAUUGUGCUGACUACCCUUCUCAGUGAGUGGAAAUGUAACCUCAACAGGAUUAACGCAGAUCUGGAGACAGCCAGCAUCCCAAACGGUGGCUUAAGCAAUUUCAGCAAUCUCAUUAUCAAAAGUUUUGGAUACACCUCAAAGCAAACACUCAUCUUAUCUACUCCUGGAGGCGCGGUUGCUGCCAUCACCACACUUCUAUGUGGCUGGUACUCGGAUAAGAAGGGCGAACGCAUGAUUCCGAUCGUGUUUUCUUUGAUCCCGACAAUUGCUGGCUCCGGGAUGUUGAUUGGUCUUAACGGUUCUGGAAAAAAAGGAGCGCUCUUGUUUGCCAGCUACGUCAUCGGAACAUUUGGAAGCGCCUUGGCUUCAGUUUAUGCCUACAAUGCGAGCAACACCAAUGGACACACCAAAAAGAGCACCAUUAAUGCCAUGACACUUGUUUCCUUCAGCAUCGGAAACAUUAUUGGAACCGAGACGUUUCUACCCAAAGAUGCUCCCAAUUAUAUUCCAGGCAAGAUUGCCAUUAUGGUACUUUUGACUGUCCAACUUUUCGUAUCCUUCCUCCUCCGUUGGAUCAAUAUGCGAUUAAACGCCAGCAAAAAGGCGAAGGUCGCAGAAGAGAAAAAACGCAGGGGGUGGUCUGACGCAGAUGUUAAGAGGGAGAAGGAAAAGUGCGCUUUUGCUGACCUCACCGACAAAGAGUUCGUGGUACUCUGCUGUGCUCCAUGGAACCAUUGCUGA